GUGUACAUAUGUCCGGUUGGAUCGGGAAGGAAUAAUGCAUUGCAUUCAUUGUGUUAAAACCCAACGACAAGAACACACGCUGAAUUACUACUCUGUAUAUACAUACACAUAUGAAUACGAUCAAUCCCAUUUCUACCAUCCUGCUUAAUCAUUCUAUUAUGAUCCUCGUUUUGCAAUUGAAUUCUUUGAAUUAUUGUGAUGUGAGAGCUUACCUUGGGUCUAUUCAAUCUCCGAUGGGCUAAAAGGUCUAUGUUCUGGGCAUAUGACUAAUAAGAAAAUGAAUUAAAGCCCAAUUAUUUGAAGUAUUGGGCCUUGAAAUGAAAGGCCCAAACUGAAAUGACUCCUCUGAACUGAUCGCGGCGUGGAGUCCCUUCACGGGCAGGUAGCAUUAUAGUUACUUCAUUGCUGUUUUACUCAAUCAGCGAAACGUACGCCCGGGAAUCUAUGGAAAUUCCCCUGCAUUCGGAAUAGUAAACCUCCCAUCUGCAUUAACCUGCUCUUCUAGAUUAGUUGGUUGCUGAGCUGCCUGCCUGAGUUCCGUGAUCAUGGGUUUGGGAGGCGUGGCUGCUGUUUCCGCUCAGGCUUCCGUUGAGUCCAUCACACUUUUCGUCGCCCUCCUGUCCGUGUGCAUCGUGAUCGGACAUCUUCUGAAAGAGAAUCGCUGGUUUAACGAGUCCAUCAAUGCUCUUUUUAUUGGUUUGGCUACUGGAAUAGUUCUGUUGCUGACAAGUAAAGGAGUGAACUCACGUGUUAUGGAAUUUAAUGAAGAGCUAUUUUUCAUAUACCUUUUGCCGCCUAUUAUAUUUAAUGCUGGGUUCCAGGUUAAGAAAAAGCGGUUUUUCAAGAACUUUGCGACUAUUUCGAUGUUCGGUGCUGUCGGCACAGUGAUAUCCUUCUGCAUCAUUUCCUUUGGUGUGAAAGUGGUGUUUGAGGCACUGGACAUGGGCUAUUUUGAACUUCAGGAUUAUCUUGCUAUUGGAGCCAUCUUUUCAGCUACAGAUUCUGUCUGCACAUUGCAGGUUCUUGAUCAGGAAGAAACACCUUUGCUCUACAGUAUUGUUUUUGGUGAGGGCGUGGUGAAUGAUGCCACAUCAGUGGUGCUUUUCAAUGCAAUUCAGAAAUUUGACCUCUCAAAUCUUAACAUGGAGGUUGCAAUGAAGUUCCUUGGCAGUUUCUUCUCUUUGUUCAUAACCAGCACCUUGCUGGGUGUCAUGAUUGGCUUGCUAUGUGCCUAUAUCGUAAAAGAGUUGUACAAUCAAAGGCAUUCAACUGAUCAAGAAGUUGCUUUGAUGAUUCUCAUGGCUUACCUUUCUUACAUGAUAGCUCAGCUCUGUAACUUGAGUGGAAUUCUUACUGUGUUCUUUUGUGGAAUUGUUAUGUCACAUUACACAUUAUACAACAUGACUGCAAGUGCUAAGGUCACCACAAAGCAUGUAUUCGCCACGAUGUCGUUCAUUGCAGAGACAUUUAUCUUCCUUUAUGUUGGUAUGGAUGCAUUAGACAUUGAAAAAUGGGCAUUUGCAAGCGAAAGCCCUGGAAAAUCCAUUGCAGCAAGUGCAGCAUUGCUUGGCCUAGUUGCAGUUGGCAGAGCAGCAUUUGUUAUCCCAUUGUCCCUGUUAUCCAACCUCACAAAAAUGUCUAAGCUUGACGAAAUUGAUUACAGGCAGCAGCUAACAAUUUGGUGGGCUGGUCUAAUUCGAGGUGCAGUUUCCAUGGCUUUGGCAUAUAAUCAGUUUGCGAAAUCUGGACAUACUAAGACGCCUGGGAAUGCAAUUAUGAUCACUAGUACCAUCACCGUUGUCCUCUUCAGCACAGUGGUAUUUGGAUUUCUGACAAAGCACUUGAUAAAUACUCUGCUUCCUGAGGAUGUCAGCGGAUGUUCCAGUCAGUCCAUGGCGACGCUCCCCCUCCUGACCAGUAGUUUAGAAUCAGAAGCCGAACAUGGAAAUGGACGUGGAGAGGUUCCGCGGAGACUGAGUCUGCAGAUGCUGCUGACCACCCCAACCCACGUAAUCCAUCAAUACUGGCGAAGAUUUGACAACUCUGUAAUGCGGCCGAUAUUCGGGGGCCGAGGAUUUGUUGUUGAGUUUGUGGGAAGAAGCAUGCAUGAACGGGGCUAAAUAACAAGAAGAAGAAGAAAAGAAGGAACCAACCAUUUUGAAUGGGAGUAUAGUCCAGUUAAUGUAUGUAUGUAUAUACAUAUACAUACAUACAUAGGUAGGUAGAUAUAUACGUUGAGCUUAGUGCGAGUGUUUUUGUCAAUCUUGCACCCAUCGUAGGCAGGCAGGAUGGUUGGUUGUUUCAUAAACUUGAUAUCACGAGACUAAGAGGAGAGACUGACUGGUGGGUCGUAUUCUUGUAUAUAAAAGGUUUGCUUAGUUUUGCUUUAAAUUAUUAAAUGAUUUAUUUUUAUUGAAAUUUUUUCUCAAUGUUUGAAUUUUGAGUUAAAGAGAUUUGAAUAGUAAAAGUUUUAAAUUUAAAUAAUUGUACGAAAUGAAAUAUAAAUAGGUAUUUCAUGCUUUGAUGAGUAGUAGAAAUUUUUGAAUAAUCCGGAAUUUUUGAAGA
Andrographis paniculata is the source of this 2565-nucleotide messenger RNA. RefSeq names its product sodium/hydrogen exchanger 1-like. The record is from RefSeq and is a predicted model, not a curated record. Gene Ontology annotation, molecular function: sodium:proton antiporter activity. Gene Ontology annotation, biological process: regulation of pH; sodium ion transport; proton transmembrane transport. Lineage: Eukaryota; Viridiplantae; Streptophyta; Magnoliopsida; Lamiales; Acanthaceae. The coding region runs from base 546 to 2120 and encodes 524 amino acids. Gene Ontology annotation, cellular component: membrane. The transcript has 14 exons.